Messenger RNA from Trematomus bernacchii (emerald rockcod), 2611 nucleotides. Its product is annotated as transient receptor potential cation channel subfamily V member 1-like. Gene Ontology annotation, molecular function: calcium channel activity; protein binding. Gene Ontology annotation, cellular component: membrane. Gene Ontology annotation, biological process: calcium ion import across plasma membrane. The coding region runs from base 79 to 2394 and encodes 771 amino acids. The transcript has 15 exons. The record is from RefSeq and is a predicted model, not a curated record. NCBI's taxonomy places the organism in Eukaryota, Metazoa, Chordata, Actinopteri, Perciformes, Nototheniidae.
CACUACACUGUGGAGCUGCUGCUCAUAUGAUGAGCUGCCUGAAGAAGCCAUAGCAGUGAAAACAGGAUCAGGACUCAAAUGAUUACCAUAAAGAUGAGCGAUGGACAGCCAGCGGACACAGCAGAGCCAAACACCAGCCCGGAGGAGCAGGAGGAGGGGGGGGGCAACAGUCUGGACUGGCUCCUGAAAACAAACAGCUCAGAGAGGAUUCCUGCUCCUAUGGACACCAACGUCUCCAUAACUAGACAGAGUACUCCAGGUAUUGACAGCUUCUACAGUAAAGCCUUCAGCAGGGAGAAAGUGUUUGAAGCAGCCUCCACAGGAAACACCUCUCAGCUGGGCGGGCUGCUCGACUACCUGAGAGUUCAUGAUAAGAAGCUCACGAGCCCAGAAUUCACAGAUGAGACAAAUGGGAAAACGGCGCUGCUGAAGGCUCUGCUGAACCUGAAAGAUGGCAGGAAUGACACAGUGGAAGUCCUCCUGGACAUAGCUGAGAAAACUUCAGAUUUAGAAAAUCUAAUCAACGCAUCGUACAAAGACCCGUGCUACAAUGGUCAGACAGCCUUGCACAUCGCCAUAGAGAGAAGGAGCUUUGACCAUGUGACUCUGCUGGUGCAGAAAGGAGCAGAUGUGCAAGCCAAAGCCAACGGGAAGUUCUUCCAGCGUCAUGCAGGACUGGGCUUUUAUUUUGGAGAGCUCCCCCUCUCCCUGGCCGCCUGCACCAACCAGCCCAGCACCGUGUCCUUCCUCAUGGAGAACUCCUGCAGAAGAGCCGACUCCACCGACAGAGACUCGAAAGGAAACACCGUCUUACACGCCUUGGCAGUCAUAGCAGACAACACGACAGAAAAUACAGAAAUGAUUGCCAAGAUGUAUGACCAGAUCCUUACUCAGCAAAACAAGCUUGAGAAGAAAGUCCAGUUGGAAACGAUAGAAAACAAUCAGGGACUGACCCCCCUGAAGUUAGCAGCUAAACUUGGAAAAAUCGGGCUGUUCAGGCACCUGUUACAGCGGGAGUUUGAGGGAGAGGAGAUGAGGCCGCUCUCCAGGAAGUUCACUGAAUGGGUCUAUGGUCCAGUGCACUCCUCUCUGUACGACAUGAGCUCCAUCGACACCAACGAACACAACUCUGUGCUGGAGCUGAUCGUCUUUGGGAGUGAAAUACCGAAUCGUCCGGAGAUGUUGCAGAUCGAGCCUCUGCGCAGUCUUCUCGAGUAUAAGUGGGACAGGUUUGCUUCCAAACUGUUCUUGAUUAAUUUCUUGGCGUACCUGAUAUACCUCACCAUCUUCACCACUGUGGCUGUCUACAGAAAGGAAGGACAGCCCCCGUUUCCCGUUGGAGCCGACCUGCUGGACAUCCUGCGCAGCGUCGGAGAGAUCCUCAGUGUCCUCGGAGCAGGCUGGUUCUUCUAUAAGUCGAUAACUAUUUUCAAGAGGAACCCCCCCACCUUCAAGGCUCUCUACACAGAUGGGUUCUGUGACAUCCUGUUCUUCCUGCAGGCGACCCUCCUCCUGCUCUGCCCCGCUCUCUACCUCAGUGGGCGGAGGGAGUACGUUGGUCUGCUGGUGCUCUCUCUGGCUCUGGCCUGGAUCAACGUCCUGUACUACUCAAGAGGCUCCAAACAGAUGGGGAUGUACAGUGUCAUGAUACAAAGAAUGAUCCUGGGUGACCUGCUGCACUUUCUAUGUGUCUAUAGUGUCAUGCUUUUUGGAUUUUCUGCUGCUAUUGUUGCUCUCAUGGACGACUCCCCUCCAGCUCAUAAAAACAACCCCAACACGGCGGCUCAUGGGAGGGGCUUCGGUGUGGAGCCGUUCAAGUGCGAGAAGCCGAGUUACAAUGACAUCAGUUUCACUACUCUGGAACUGUUCAAGUUCACGAUUGGGAUGGGAGACCUGGAGUUCACCGACCUCGUUCAAUACAAGGAGGUGUUCUACAUGUUGCUCAUCCUGUACAUCAUCCUCACCUACAUCCUGCUGCUCAACAUGCUCAUCGCUCUGAUGGGCAACACAGUGGAAAGAAUCUCAGAAGAAAGUGAAAACAUCUGGAACCUGCAGAGAGCUUUCACAAUUUUGGACAUGGAGAGGACUCUGCCGAGGUGCCUGAGGGAGAAGCUGCUCUGCGGGGUGUCCAAGGUGGUGUGCUUGAAAGGCUCGCGGGACGAGAGUCGCAGAUUCUUCAGGGUGGAAGAAAUGAAUUGGAGACAGUGGAGGACAGAUGUUGGUCAUAUCCAGGAGGAAGACCCUGGGGACAGGAUGAUGAAGCCACAGCCCCCCGAGCAGACCCCUGGGAACCGGUGGAACCUCAGUCCGCUCCUGGAGAGGCUGCGUGGCAGACGGCGCCACCCGCAGCCGAGCAUCACCUCCAGAUCCUUUCAACCAGGGCUACCAUUCUGAACACUCAUAUAUCCAUGUACUUCUGAGCAUUUCUUUGUAGCCAGAGAAAGAAUAAUAGUUUGUACGGUUGAGAAACAUAAACUACAGAUGAUCCCAGCUAUAACUACACCUCUAUAAACACAGGGGCUGUUUUCAAUGGUAGUUUGUAGGUAGGUCAUGGCUGUGGAUUGUUUUAAUGUAUUUGAUAAAAGAGUUAACUAAUAAAUGUAUACUUUGA